CAAAGAAUUGAAAUACAUAAACUCCGUCAAGGUGACAACUUGAUUCUGGGAUUCAGCAUUGGGGGUGGCAUUGACCAGGAUCCUACUCAGAAUCCUUUCUCUGAAGACAAGACUGACAAGGGUAUCUAUGUGACAAGGGUGACAGAGGGAGGCCCAGCAGAAGUUGCAGGACUCCAGAUUGGAGAUAAGAUCAUGCAGGUGAAUGGCUGGGACAUGACAAUGGUGACCCAUGACCAGGCUAGGAAGAGGCUGACCAAAAGGAACGAGGAGGUGGUUCGGCUGCUGGUGACCAGGCAAUCCCUGCAGAAGGCUGUGCAGCAAUCCAUGAUGUCCUAAUCAAUCAUCAUCAUUGAGCUGGGGAGGGGUUGGGGAGGGAGAUGUAUAGAUUGAUAUCGUGCAAAGAAGCAAAUACUAGACUGGAACAGGUUGGAAGGAGUGCAUGUUCCUACCUGUGGUAAACACUACUUGUUGAUUUUAACCUCCUCUGGUGUAACUGGCAGUAGUAGAGCACUAGUCUCCUCA
This is a messenger RNA of Acanthisitta chloris (rifleman), 522 nucleotides long. RefSeq names its product Tax1 (human T-cell leukemia virus type I) binding protein 3 (gene TAX1BP3). The transcript has 3 exons. The annotation marks the transcript as partial. Gene Ontology annotation, cellular component: postsynaptic membrane; adherens junction; postsynaptic density. NCBI's taxonomy places the organism in Eukaryota, Metazoa, Chordata, Aves, Passeriformes, Acanthisittidae. Gene Ontology annotation, biological process: neurotransmitter receptor transport, endosome to postsynaptic membrane; neurotransmitter receptor transport postsynaptic membrane to endosome. Gene Ontology annotation, molecular function: protein binding. The record is from RefSeq and is a predicted model, not a curated record.